Molecule: messenger RNA, 410 nt
Organism: Pundamilia nyererei
Lineage: Eukaryota; Metazoa; Chordata; Actinopteri; Cichliformes; Cichlidae
Product: retinoblastoma-like protein 1
Exons: 2
Coding region: 111-410 (99 amino acids)
Biological process (GO): regulation of transcription by RNA polymerase II; cell differentiation; negative regulation of G1/S transition of mitotic cell cycle
Cellular component (GO): chromatin; transcription regulator complex
Molecular function (GO): RNA polymerase II transcription regulatory region sequence-specific DNA binding
Source: RefSeq, a predicted model, not a curated record
UUGUUGUGUCCUGAACAAGUUGGUGGGCUGUGUUGUUUGGCAGUGGGAAAGAGGGGCGCUGUGUUUUGGUUUUUAGAUUUGAACUCAGGUUGAAAUUAUACCUGUCGCGGAUGCGGGGCGAAGAGUCUUCGGAUUCGGAGUCGAGCAGGAUGGAGGAGAGCUCGGUGCGGAGGAGUUUGGAGACGUUGUGUCAGGAGCUGAACAUGGACGAACAAACGGCCACAGAAGCUAUGGACAACUUUACUGCCAUAUGGAAUACAUAUACUCUGGAGGGAGAUGUUGUACACUGGCUGGCAUGUUCGCUGUAUUCAGCCUGCAGGAAGGGGUCCACUCCCACAGUGGGCAAAGGGCUGAUGGAGGGAAACUGUGUCUCGCUGACCAGGAUUCUUCGCUCCUCGAAACUCAGGUGA